AUGCAAAAUCGAGCUGCGACGUUAAAAAAUAAAAUUGAGAACGACAAUCCACGCAUAACCGCCCUCGGCCCGGGUGACUCCCUCAAUCCUCCCAUUGACGUUGACAUUUCAGAGCUUUGGCGCAGCUUAGACGAAGAUCACAAGAGUGACUUCCACUCCAAACCAGUCCAACUGAAUAGACGGCCUGCCGUCCCAGACUGGGAUUCUAUGCAAACAGACUUUACAAAGCCGUUUCCGAUGGGUGCCAUAUCGCCCAACGCCAGUCCUGGCCUAUACGCGGUCCAUCAGCCAAGUCCUGCGCAACAACAGCAGUAUUUGCAACAGCGGUUUAAUAUGAAUAACCCAAGAGCCUAA
Molecule: messenger RNA, 354 nt
Organism: Trichoderma harzianum CBS 226.95
Lineage: Eukaryota; Fungi; Ascomycota; Sordariomycetes; Hypocreales; Hypocreaceae
Exons: 2
Coding region: 1-354 (117 amino acids)
Source: RefSeq, a predicted model, not a curated record